Messenger RNA from Hyphopichia burtonii NRRL Y-1933, 1149 nucleotides. Its product is annotated as CCR4-NOT core subunit. Gene Ontology annotation, cellular component: P-body; CCR4-NOT core complex; CCR4-NOT complex. The transcript has a single exon. Gene Ontology annotation, biological process: negative regulation of translation; mRNA catabolic process. NCBI's taxonomy places the organism in Eukaryota, Fungi, Ascomycota, Pichiomycetes, Serinales, Debaryomycetaceae. The coding region runs from base 39 to 1013 and encodes 324 amino acids. The record is from RefSeq and is a predicted model, not a curated record.
GGAACACUUGAGAGAAGGAAGUUGUUGGAAUAGACAAAAUGUAUAGUACAGCAGCUGCGCAAGCAGCAGCCCCAACAGCAGCACCACAGGUGGCAGAUCAAGUUACACCACCAGUGCAAGAAGUACACCCUGCAGAUGCAAGUGGAGCCAGCUCGAAGAAUAAGGCUUUGAAUGAUAGACAGAUUUACCAAUGGAUAUCCGAAUUGGUAUCAGGUACCAAUCGAGAACGAGCAUUAUUAGAAUUGGGUAAGAAAAGAGAACAAUACGAUGAUUUAGCUUUAGUUUUAUGGAAUUCAUUUGGGGUAAUGACUGUUUUAUUGGAAGAGAUAAUUUCUGUUUAUCCAUUUUUAAAUCCUCCAGUUUUAACCGCAUCAGUUUCAAAUAGAGUAUGUAAUGCAUUAGCUUUACUUCAAUGUGUUGCGUCAAAUGUUCAAACCAGAGGUUGGUUCUUAAGUGCCAACUUACCAUUAUAUUUAUAUCCCUUUUUAUCAACUAAUGCAAGGCAAAGAUCUUUUGAAUAUUUGAGACUUACUAGUUUAGGAGUUAUUGGAGCUUUAGUUAAAAAUGAUACUCCUGAGGUUAUUAAUUUCUUAUUAACAACUGAAAUUGUUCCAUUAUGUUUAAAUAUUAUGGAAAUAUCAUCUGAGUUAUCUAAAACCGUGGCCAUCUUUAUUUUACAAAAAAUUUUAUUGGAUGAUCAAGGUUUAUCAUAUAUAUGUACUACUUAUGAAAGAUUCCAUACCGUGGCUUCAGUUUUAUCUAAAAUGAUUGAACAAUUAAGUACUACCACUCAAGCUUCCCAACAACAACCUUCUAAUAGCUCUUGCAGAUUAUUAAAACAUGUGGUUAGAUGUUAUAUGAGAUUAUCUGAUAAUUUAGAAGCUAGAAAAGCUUUGGCCAACAUUUUACCUGAACCAUUAAGAGAUGGCACUUUCUCUCUCAUCUUACAAGAUGAUAUCGCCACCAAAAGAUGUUUGGCCCAACUCUUAUCCAAUAUCAACGAUCAGCAAUGAUCCAAUAUCGACCAAUGAUCCAAUAUCAAUGAUUAACAAUGAAUUUCCAUGUCUUCAGCUUCUUUUUAAAUAAAAUUCUUGUAUAGUAUAGUAUAGAACUUAAAACUCUCUCAAUGUAUAUUAAGCUUUUCUCUCC